UGCAUGUGGCGUCUGUCCAGUCACGUGUCUGUAGGUGGGUCUAAAAUGGAGGCUGUUGACGGAAACCGCUCUGAUGCGGCUAGGUUGGCAUGGUAAUUACCGGCUAUCACAUGGCUACCGGCUACCGGCGAAAAUAACGGAGGAAAUCGGGACGCACUCUCAGUCCUGCUACUGCUUCGUUCCACAUUACAAUCGCAGGAUAAGUAACUGGAAUGUACUGAAACAGGAAGGUAAACCCUCAAAACAAACAUUGUUGACCUUAAAUGUGCUAUCCAUGAUUCAUGCUCGUCGUGUGUCUAAGGAGAGACCAAAAGAUGGGAUCUUGAUUAAUGCCUGCUGUCCAGGGUGGGUACGCACGGAGAUCGCUGCGCCAGGUGCCCCAAAGUCACCAGACGAGGGCGCCAUAACACCGGUCUACCUGGCCCUGCUUGCCCCCGGAGCCACCGAGCCUCAUGGAAAGGCGAAGAACCUGCAGUCCCCAUUUAAAGACAUGUCGACCAGGGUUGCUGUGGUAACAGGUAGCAACAAGGGCAUCGGUCUGGCCAUCGUCCGAGCGCUCUGCAAGCAGUUUGAAGGAGACGUUUACCUCACUGCCAGAGAUGUUGGACGUGGUGAGGACGCAGUGAAGGCUCUGUCCUCUGAGGGGCUGAAGGCCAUGUUUCACCAGCUGGACAUCAACGACUUGAACAGCAUUAAAACUGCUGCUGCUUAUUUUAAAGGGAAGUACGGCGGAGUGGACAUUCUCAUCAAUAAUGCUGGGAUAGCAUUCAAAGUGGCAGACACAGCUCCAUUUGCUGUCCAGGCCGAGGUGACCCUCAAGACAAACUUCUUUGCCACCAGAGACAUGUUGACUCACUUCCUGCCGAUCGUUAAAGCUGGAGGUCGUGUGGUGAACGUUUCCAGCUUUGUCAGUGCACUUGCGUUGAAGAAGUGCAGCUCGGAGCUCCAGCAGCGUUUCCGCAGCGAGGACCUCACAGAGGAGGAGCUGGUGGCACUGAUGGAGCGAUUUGUCAGCGAAGCCAAGAAAGGCGAACACAAAGAAGGCGGCUGGCCCGAUUCGGCGUAUGGAACAUCUAAAGUCGGGGUGACGGCCCUGUCCAUGGUUCUUGCUCGUCAAGUGUCCAAGCAGAGACCAAAUGAUGGGAUCUUGUUGAACGCCUGCUGUCCAGGAUGGGUGCGCACCGACAUGGCUGGUGAUAAAGCCCCGAAGUCACCAGAGGAGGGUGCUAUCACUCCAGUGUACCUGGCCCUGCUGCCGCCCGGAGCCACAGAGCCUCACGGAAAAUUUGUGUCUGACAAGCAAGUUCAGCCGUGGUGAUGGGUGUGUGAUUGUCAGCGAUUCCACCCAAACGACAUGUCAAAGAUCCAUAUUUAGAAUAGAUGAACCUGAAUAACCCAGACACAUUAGUACAGCAACCUGAAGGUGCCUGUUUUUCAAAACAAUGCGUUUUUAACAUUUUGUGUGCACGUGUGUAUCUGCUGGAUUAUAGCAUAUACAGUAAUUAAACUUGUGUUUGUGUAAGUCCUGGCCAAUGUUUUUGAUACAUCACUUUGCCUGUGGCACUAUGAAUGUUUGAUCAUUUUUUACAUGGAGGAAAGUAAAUGUGCUUUAUGUGUUUGAAAUAUGAAUCUCCUGAAGAACAAAUAAACAGUUUUCUGCA
Oreochromis aureus is the source of this 1661-nucleotide messenger RNA. RefSeq names its product carbonyl reductase [NADPH] 1-like. The transcript has 12 exons. NCBI's taxonomy places the organism in Eukaryota, Metazoa, Chordata, Actinopteri, Cichliformes, Cichlidae. The record is from RefSeq and is a predicted model, not a curated record. Gene Ontology annotation, molecular function: carbonyl reductase (NADPH) activity. The coding region runs from base 74 to 1318 and encodes 414 amino acids.